AUGAAUUACCUCCGCCACCCACACCCACCGACCACCCGUCACUACCACCACCACUUGCAACCACCCAACCACCUAUCACCACCCAUCACCACACACCACCACCAUGAAUCACCACCAGCCCGCCUCUACCACCCGCCGCCACCACCCCCACCCCAACACACAACACUACCGCCAACCACCACCCAUCAAUACCACCACUAUCCAUCACCACCACCUACCUCCACCACCCAUUACCACUGGUCGUCACCACGCCCACCACCCAUCACCCAACAAAACCACCACCACUACCACUCACCACCACAACCCACCACCAUCACCUAUCACCACCACCCAAUGCCUAUAGCCACUAACAUUGGAUCUGAUUGA
Messenger RNA from Lactuca sativa (garden lettuce), 366 nucleotides. The record is from RefSeq and is a predicted model, not a curated record. Lineage: Eukaryota; Viridiplantae; Streptophyta; Magnoliopsida; Asterales; Asteraceae.